AUGUCAAAUUUUGCUUAAUUUCUUGAGGACAUUAGCGAUUUCAAGGAUAGGCCUGUUAAAUUAAAAUAGAUCAAAAAAGUUCUGAAAAUAAAUGAAAAAAGUUUUCCGCCUUGCAAAAAUAUCCUCAACUAUUAUUUUUAAGAGUUUUCAAAGUAGAUGUUUACAAUAAAAGUAGACGAACUAACGAAGAACAUCGUACUAAGUGGCAUAGAAAAGAUAAAAUACUAUUUGUUUGGACUGUAUUGAAAUAUUUUGAAUUAACGAAUAAGACUGAUCUCAAUCCUGUAUGUCUUAUAAAUAGCAUAGUCUGAUUAAGAUUGGCAAUAUCUUUCUUCAGUGCUUGGUGUGACAGAAUAAUUGUUGAAUUUAAAAUGGAUUAGUAUGCUUAAAACUAAUUUAAAAAUGGCACCUUGGAAUACAGACGAGGACGAAGUUUUACAAUAAUUGAUUACAGAUCCGAGUGAAAAUAAGAAUUGGACUCAGAUAACUAUUGAUUUUAAUCGAGCUAAUCCAGCAAAAAUAGUUAGGCAUGCCAAAUAAAUCCGAGAAAGAUGGAAUAAUUAUUUAAAUCCAGACUUAAAAAAGUAUUAUAAUGAAAAUUAAUUAGAUCUGAAUGGUCAUAACCAGAAUAAUUGUAAUUAUUAUUGCUUGUGUAAGAAAUAGGAAAGCGAUGGUCUUUGAUCUCAAAACGCAUUUAGGGAAGGACAGAAAAUUAGGUAAAAAAUUAAUACAAUUCUAUGAUGAAUAAUUAUAGGAGAUAGAACGUAUAAAUUGAAUAUUAGUAUUAGUAAUUGGAUAAUGAAGAUAUUGCAAUUAAUAAAUUGUUGGCCAAUUUAUAAGGAAAAGAUUAUGAAGGACCAGUACCAUUAGCUAGUAAGAGAAUUCGAAAAACGAUCAACAACAAUAAUAAUAUUAACAUCAAUAAUAAUAGCAAUAACAAUAACAAUAAUAAGGAUACUAUUUUAUAUAAUAAUGAUCAGCCAUACAUGUAGGUGGAGAAUAACAUAAUUAAUGAAAUUAAGGAGGAGCAUCAACAAGAAUAGUCAUAAUAGUAAUUUUUAUAACAAUAAUCAUAAUCAUAAUUACAAUUACAAUAAUAGCAAUAAUAAUAACAAUUAUUGUUAUAAUAAUAAUAGCAAUAACCACAACAAUAGUAAUAAUAACAAUAAUCACAACCCUUAAUGCUUGGAUUACCAGUAUAUUCACCGAUGUUACCUUUUUCACCUUUACAUUAUUUGUUAUGUAAAAGAUAGUAAGUAUGAUUAGCAUCAAGUCCCAACAAUAUUUCAUCUCCCUAUGAAAUAAGAAACAAAAAUUAUUCUGGCCAAUUGCAAUUAUUUGAUGAAUAUAUGAAAUCAACAAAUAAUUUGGAUUCAAGUGCUCCCCAGCAGGAUUGCUUAUUAAGAUUAUUUAAUUCACCAGCUUUCAGCAAUUCUGGAUUCCCAUUUGCUACGAUACCCUUCCAAUAACCGACAUAAUAACAAUCAACUUACAAUACAAAAAAGAUUAAUAAGAUUUAAAAAGAAUUGCUUAAAUUCGACACAGGUUUAAACAAAGAUUGCUGA
This is a messenger RNA of Paramecium octaurelia, 1565 nucleotides long. The record is from the annotation of a GenBank genome assembly. NCBI's taxonomy places the organism in Eukaryota, Ciliophora, Oligohymenophorea, Peniculida, Parameciidae.